Molecule: messenger RNA, 1389 nt
Organism: Vigna umbellata (rice bean)
Lineage: Eukaryota; Viridiplantae; Streptophyta; Magnoliopsida; Fabales; Fabaceae
Source: RefSeq, a predicted model, not a curated record
GUUUCUUCAACAUUUUCUUGUUUAUUUUCCCAUUUUUUUGCUCUAAAAUUUUCUUCUCUGUACUACUCUUCAGUGGCUUCUUCCUUCAAGUGUUGAAUUUGACUGUAUUUUUUUGUUCUUUUCACACUGAGCUAUGUGUUUCGGUGAUUAUGUAAUUGGGUUAAGUUGUAUACCCUUCCUUGCAAGUUUUUGUGUUUUUUUUGUGAACGGGUUACUCUUGAGUAUUCUUCCUGUUACUUUUCCGUACAUGAAAUGUUUUGAUGGACUUGUUUUUGAGAAUAAAUACUUGUUUAUCAUAUUUUGGUUUUUUUUGUGUCGUUGGCUGGGUUAUCUGAUGGAUGGAUUUGAUACCCUUGUCUGGAGCAUCUGAUUCUGAUUGCAAAAUAUGAUUUGCCUGUGAGAUUUGUCUCAGAAAUGUCUGAUUGACUUGAUACCAUAACAUUUGGCCUAACUCUAUCUCAUUCAGAAAAUUCUUUUGAUCGCUGUUGGUGCUUCUGUGCUUGUCCUGCAGUUUAUGCAGUGCUUAUCAUUAUAUGAACUUUUGAUAUCAUUAUUAGUGUAUUCACAGUGCUCUUCUUUCCCUGUUCAGUGAUACUUGUGAGUGUUGAUUUCAGGGUUUCUUAAUUCUGGUUAGGAAAUAUUUGCACUCUCUUAUGGAUUUAUGACGUAAAAACAUUUGAUGUCUAUCAUAACUUAAAAGUGCCAAUCCCUUUUUGAGAAAGCCAAUUGUGACAAAAUUGGUUAUUUGUUUCCGGGGCUUGUGCUUAUCAACUUGAAUUUUAAAUGCUUCUGCAAGCAAGGUUUUCAUUCCCUUAAAAAUGAGGAUACUUUAUAAUAUCUUAUUUCAUUGAAAUCUCUACAUUGUCAUCUAUGGCACUAUUGGGCAUGGGUGCAAACAGGCAAAACAAUGGUUAUAUCCCAGGAUAUCAGUCCCCGAGGGAUUUUGUCUUCAGUGCAGAAGGCAGCACAUGGACCUCAUCUAAUUAUACUGGUGAACGUGAGGAUGACUGCUAUGGACUUGGAUCCUCGCCAUUGUCAUCAACUUGUCAUCUUUUAGGUUACAACAAGGAACUUCUGAAACAGACAAUACUCAAGCAUGAGGCCAUAUUCAGGGACCAAAUUCAUGAGCUUCACCGUAUUUACCAGAAACAAAAAGAAUUAAUGGAUGAAAUUAAAAGGAUUGAGUUACAUAAACAUACUAUAAGGUUGGAGACAUCAUCGUCAAGUUCCUCUUUGUAUUACUCUCAAAAUUUGCAUUGGUUCACUAGUCAAUCAUCUAUUUUAAAUGCUGAAGGCAUCCAGUUACCAUUGGCUUCUAUGCAAGAAAUGAGCAAGCAAUUACAUCCUACUCCUGUUGCUGCUCCUGCCCCAGCUGUUGCUAAGGACUAA